GUUGUUAGGCGGCGUGGACAGAAACGGCUUGUUGUUUGGGGGCGCGCUUCAGCUCUACCUAAUUUACUUUACCCUUCGAGUUUAUUAGAUUUAUUAAACGGGUUUCAAAUUUCUGAUUGUAAAAUGAGCGACAACGAGAAGGAUUUUAGGGAGCAGGUUAAGGUGGGAAGAAAGAAAAAGGCCCAAGACGUGUCAGAUGUGACGUUUUUAAUGUUUGAAGCUGAUGGGGUUGAUGCAUGCUAAUGUUUUGGAAGCUGAAAAGAAGCGAUCAAGAUCUGGCCUCACUUCUAGUUGUAAUGGCAGAUGGUAAAAGGGGGAAGAGGAGGAAAAAAGAAGUCAGAUUCAAACGGAAGAAAGAAGAAAUGAAGGGGUUGUUAUGAAGUAAUGAAGUGAACGAAGUUAUGAAGUUAAGAUCAGAAGUAUAACUGGGACUCUCGGGGAGGCUCAAGGAGUGCAUCCCCAAGAGGCUCCGCAAAAUCCGCCAGCCACUCUCCUGCACGGUCUAAAGAUGGGUCUCGGCGCUCCCGGUCCAGAUCUCGCUCUCAGUCCAGAUCAAAAUCCAGGUCAAGGUCCCAUCGAAGCUCACGCAGGCGCUACUCCCGCUCUCGUUCCCACUCUCGACGCAGACGUUCAAGGAGCCGAUCUCGAAGCUCAGAUUACCGCCGGCGUAGGAGCCACAGCCGUUCCCCGAUGUCGAAUCGGCGCAGGCACAUUGGCAACAGGGCCAACCCAGACCCCAGCGCUUGCCUGGGUGUGUUUGGUCUGAGCCUUUACACCACUGAGAGGGACCUGAGAGAGGUUUUUUCUAAAUAUGGCCCCUUGGCCGAUGUCAACAUAGUGUAUGAUCAGCAGUCGCGUCGCUCAAGAGGUUUUGCCUUUGUUUAUUUCGAAAACAGUGAGGACUCCAAGGAGGCCAAGGAGCGUGCUAAUGGUAUGGAGCUUGAUGGACGCAGAAUCAGAGUGGAUUUCUCCAUCACUAAAAGAGCUCACACUCCAACUCCUGGAAUCUACAUGGGACGCCCCACAUAUGGUGGCGGUGGAGGAGGCGGCGGCGGCGGUGGUGGUGGUGGUGGUGGUGGAGGAGGUGGCGGUUCAUCACGCCGUUUCUCCAGGGACUAUGACAGGGGCUAUGACAGAGGAUAUGAUAGAGGUUAUGAUCGCGACUAUGAUCGCUAUGAAGAGCGAGAGUAUCGAUCGUACAGACGCAGAUCUCCGUCUCCGUACUACAGCAGAGGUUACCGCUCGCGAUCUCGGUCCUACUCGCCACGUCACUACUAGGCAGCGAAGACAAUGUUAUGUUCUGGUGUUUUUGUGUUUUUUUUUUUUUUUUUUUUUUUUUUUUUUUUUGGAUCAUUUUUGUUUGGGGUUUUUUCCCCCCAUUUUGACCAGACAGUGUGUGUGUGUGUGUGUGUGUGUGUGAGAAAGGGACUUUUGCAUGUAUUCAUGUAUCAGAAGGUUGAAGGUUUGAUUUUUAUCCCUAAACAUGUCUAGGCAGUGCUGAAUAAACAUGUCAGAUUAUGGAUUUUCAAAAUGUCGAGAAUUAAUGCUUUUUCAUCUUUGCUCUUCAUCUAAAUAAAAUUCUGUGUGUCGUCAAAUAAAAAUGCUGAAUGCUUUUUAAACUUGGAAUUUGAAAAAACGGUUUGCUUCAACUGACACGUUUUUAUCUUUGUAGGAUUUUGUCCUUUUUUUAUUAUAUUUUUUAGUGUACUACAGUAGAUGGCUCCGUUAAGCUGUGUCUAUUCCAAAAAAAUAAAUUACAUUUUUGUUCUUG
This is a messenger RNA of Gambusia affinis (western mosquitofish), 1771 nucleotides long. RefSeq names its product transformer-2 protein homolog alpha-like. Bases 691 to 1278 code for a protein of 195 amino acids. Gene Ontology annotation, biological process: positive regulation of mRNA splicing, via spliceosome. The record is from RefSeq and is a predicted model, not a curated record. Gene Ontology annotation, molecular function: RNA binding. Lineage: Eukaryota; Metazoa; Chordata; Actinopteri; Cyprinodontiformes; Poeciliidae. The transcript has 9 exons. Gene Ontology annotation, cellular component: spliceosomal complex.